AUGCAUCUCAGCCUCCUGUCAACUUCCGCCGAUGUUGUCGCCGAGGUCAAAGGCGCGCUUCGUACACACAACUCAGACUUUGAGAUACCACAUGAUCCAACUGAAAGUAGACCCUAUGAGACUGCACGAUUCUUAUCGAUAAGCCCUAAAUGGAUCCACAAAAUAAUCGACGCAUCCAUGGACCCCACCUCAAAUUCGACAUCAAACAGUCGCCUACCAAAACAUUGGAACUCCAUGGCCGCCGCAGGAGACACAAUGCUUCAUCAAGCGUCAUCCUCUUCCCCCCCACGUUCUGCCUCAUCUUCGGUGUCGGCAAACCAGAACAAGCGUCGCCAUUUCGGCGAAGGCGAUACCCAAGGCAACUCCAGCAAGAAGCAGCGCACCACAGCAAACUCCAACAUCCAGCAGACAGCAUCACUGCAAAGUAACCACCCGCACCAGAGCAACACCACCGCCGGCGCUGUAACCCCUGCAUUCCAACCAUACGAGUCCCUCCUCGCCAAGCUCCGGCCCAGAUAUGAAGUCAAAACCAUGAGCGUCAUGCCCUCGACUAGCAUCGCCAAGCAUGUCGACAAAGCGCUGCAACACCUCGAUCGCUUCAGCCUGUGGGACCAAUCCGUGCUGCCGGGCGUGGUGCUCCUCUCCGCUAAGCCGGUGGCUUCGAGCAAGCUUGUCACUAUUGCCGAGCUGGUACGACGAAGGAUCGGCGAGGGGGAGCAAAAGUGGUUUCAGUAUAAUGUACUGGCGGAGACGGAAGAGGAAGAUGCUGGUGGGACGGAGGUGGUGGAGGAUACGGUUAUGGACAUGACCAAGGAUGGCGAUCACCACGACGAGGAAGAGGCAUUUGAGAUGAUGGGUAUUCACAACAACCGCAAUCAGAGACAACAGCAAUAUGUAGGAGGAGGAGGAGAAGGCCGGGCAUCGCACGACCAACAACCGACGGUUUUUGAAAGAGCUAUUGAGCCACCCAAGACUCGACACAAUAAGUACGUGAGCGUGUUUUUGUCGAGAAUCCCGAUCGAGGAAUUGAGGACGAUGCGGAAUGUUGUUGUGCAGAGCAACGAGCAUCACAUUGAGCAUCUGAAAAAGAAGAGGGUAGGCUUGGUGGCUUGA
Messenger RNA from Neurospora hispaniola, 1113 nucleotides. RefSeq lists its product as uncharacterized. The record is from RefSeq and is a predicted model, not a curated record. The coding region runs from base 1 to 1113 and encodes 370 amino acids. The transcript is spliced from 4 exons. Gene Ontology annotation, molecular function: nucleic acid binding. NCBI's taxonomy places the organism in Eukaryota, Fungi, Ascomycota, Sordariomycetes, Sordariales, Sordariaceae.